Molecule: messenger RNA, 889 nt
Organism: Drosophila bipectinata
Lineage: Eukaryota; Metazoa; Arthropoda; Insecta; Diptera; Drosophilidae
Source: RefSeq, a predicted model, not a curated record
UUAAAGUUUGGGAUUUUUGGUGCCGUGGCAACCGCCCCCCACCAGGCUAUACCUGUCUAGGGGGCGUGGCCUUAAUGUCCGCAAUUAGCUUUUCAUUCAGUCAACACGCACUUGUCGUAAAGUCCAUUGAACCUGGUCCAAAUUGAUUUUCGUUUGGGCAGGCCGGGCAAAAGUAAUACAGUUGUAACUACAAAAAAUAAUAAUAUUUAAUCUAUACCUUCAUUGCUCUAUAAGAAAUCGUACGAAAAAGUAUGCCAUUGCCAAUUAAACUAAAUAUUCGCCGGGUGGUCAUCAGUAUUUUGGCGACAUGGAAUAUUUUGGGGGGCUUUGGGUUCUACGCCUAUGUCCUGGACUCCUAUGUAAAUUAUCCCGAAAACCACGAAAGACGUCGGUUCAAAUAUCACUUAUUUGAGGGGCGAAUUAACGAUGAAGUUGUGAUUGGAAUAUCAGUGGUAAUGCUUUGUCAGAUACUAUCAACUGUGUUUCUGGUUUUUGCAUUUGAUGAGUCAAGGAAUAUGUUUCUGAUCUAUGGAAUAGUUUUCUGUUUACCUUUUGCCUUUUCAAGCCUGCCUGUAUGGCCAAUAGCUGUCACUCAUGUUUCUCUGGCUCUGAUGACCCUGAGUUUCUAUUUUAGCUGACAAAAUGGAAAAAAUUCUAUGUUUUUUUUUUAAUAAAUGUAUUUUUUUCAAUGCCUAAAAGAUUGUCAUAUGUUUUCUUUGAUUCUAAAAUGAUUUUGAAUAGUAACAUUAUUUCUUAAAAUUAAAAAUUUCCUAAAACUAUUCUUUAAAUAGUAUUUUCGUAAUUUUUUCUAAACAUUUUUAGUUAUAUGAGUUGCAAUUCUUCCAAGUUUCAUAUGAGUUUCUCUUCAGCCUAAAAAUAUGCCACGUUU